Messenger RNA from Polypterus senegalus (gray bichir), 2024 nucleotides. Its product is annotated as cyclic nucleotide-binding domain-containing protein 2-like. The record is from RefSeq and is a predicted model, not a curated record. NCBI's taxonomy places the organism in Eukaryota, Metazoa, Chordata, Cladistia, Polypteriformes, Polypteridae. The transcript is spliced from 15 exons. Bases 25 to 2004 code for a protein of 659 amino acids. Gene Ontology annotation, molecular function: cAMP binding. Gene Ontology annotation, biological process: spermatogenesis.
GAGCAGCGCAUCUCCCAGGACCGAAUGGCUGAGAACGACGCGGAGCAAAGCAAAGCCGGUGAAGAUGGAAAGCACUUACUAGCAAUAGCAAGGAAGGUGUCCCUCCUCUCCAUGGUUAUCCGAACCCUCACCAGUAUUGCUAAAGAGUCCCUGGGGUUCAGCUACUGGGCAGAUUUGGGGCCUGGACUGCACCCUGAAUACCAGGAUGAACAGCCAGAGAAAACCAGAAAAAAGUCUCGCCGAGAUCAGGCGCCCACUUUCGAUGCCAGCACUUUCAAAAGCCAGUAUGAGUUUCGUUUCCCUGCCCGGGCCAUUCAGGUGGCUCUGUGGCCCCCUGAAUGGAGAAGUGAAGAGGAUGUAAAGCUCCUGAGGAGUACUUUGAGGGGGAUGCCCAGUUUCCGCCGUUACUCCCAACACAUGCAGUUCAUGCUUGCCCGAGUCGUGCGUUAUGAGAGAUUUGGACGGGGUAGAGUGAUCGUCAGGAAGGGACACUGUGGGAACAGUUUCUACUUUGUGUUCUCCGGUCAAAUCGCAGUGACCCAGGAUCAAGAUGGUAGCAGUGCUUUCCUGGACCCUGAGCCCAUUCUCAUGAGGAAGGGGGCAAGCUUUGGCGAGGUGGCACUGCUGAAGGGUUUGAGGAGGAAUGCAACGAUCGUCUGCAUGGAAGAGACUGAGUUGCUAGUGGUGGAUAAAGAAGACUUCUUCAGCCACCAGUUGGACCAGAAGUUGCACUCAGAAUUUCUGCACCGAUACAGCUUCUUCAGGUCUUUGAGUCUUUUCUCCAGCUGGUCAGACAAGAACCUUGAGAUGUUGGCUGACCAUUGCAAAGCAGAAGAGUUUAACCAUGGACAGAUCAUUGUGAAGGACAGCAGUGAGACCCGCAACAUUGUUUUUGUUACAAAGGGUCGGUGUGAUGUGCUUCGAUUGGUCAUUUUAAGCAAGUGUCCAUCCUAUCACAAGUGGAUUCGGCUCCAAGAGACGGUGCUGGGGAAAUCCUUACGCUGGAGAUCAUUAGAGAAUGGAAAGAAAGAUGGUCCUGAUCUCCGAGGGGUGACUGGCAGCCCACUUAGACAUAUUUCCUACCAACAGAUGGCAGCUCAUCCUAAUGCCAUAGGGCACAAGUCUCACAUCCCAGGCAGCAGGCAGUUGACACCCAGGAUGCCUUUCCUGUCCAGUGCCUCAACAGUGACCCAGUGCCACCCAAGUGUCCCUACGCUACUCAUCUCAAACACUAAUGGAAUGACAGAACACGAGGAAAGCAUCAGCAGGGCUCUGGACCUCCUCCACACACCUCCGUCCCAGAGAGAGCUGAGCAAAGCCACUUCAAGUGCUGCAGAAGGAGAGCUGCCCGACAACAUGAAGGCAGCUGUCUACCUACGAGUGGAUGUGUUGCGGCCUGGCCAGUACUUUAGGGCCCUGGACCUCGACUAUGUGGAAAGUUGCCUGGAAAAAGACGGCAGGCAUCCAUCUCAGCAGGGUCUUGGCUGGGCGAUGUCCCCACAGCAUACAGAUUCUCGUGCAAUGGUCAUCAUCAGCCAGGGAUGUGAGAUCAUUAGAGUGAAACUGGAAAAGUUCUGUGAGAUGGUGGAUACCGAGACACUGGAAAAGCUAAGAACGGGAAGUCAACCUUACCCCAGUGAUGAUAAACUGUGUCAGGUGUUUCUGGAGCAAAACCGAUGGAAGGUCUUUAAAGGAGACUUAUUAACUGCUGUGAAGAGAGUGGGGUGUGGUGGUCGUUUGCCCCAGAUAGACACAAACAGUGGCCUGACCAGCCGGAGAGGUGAGAGGAACAACGCAUGGGACAUCAACCAUAGGGGAGUACUGUAUCUGACACAGAGUGGCCAAAACAAGGAACAGAUCUGGGCUGUCUCCUCAAGUUGUGACUCAACUGCAUCUUCCACGGAGAAAGAUGAAGAAACUGAGGCAUCUUCUAGAAAGGAACCAAUUCGGCUGAUACACAGUAUUGCACUCCCAAAGCUUUACGGACACACCAGGAUUUACUAAAAACCAAUCGGUAUCACAGC